GUUAUGUCUCUGAAACUGACGAAGGAUUCCUUCUUCUGACCAAUUGUUACACCGAGGACAGACGACACGGUACACUGCCCGAGUUGUCACCAUGCCAGAGCUAGCGUCAAGACUCGACAGCUCCUCGGGCGACGAGAGCGACGGGGACCGAGAGAGAGUGCGGUUCCACCCGGUGCUCUCGGCGGCCGAGCUCGAGGCGGAGCGCGAGCGGGAGAUGCAGCAGAGGCGGACGGCGAGUGAGCGCGAGCGGGCCCGCAUGAAGGACAUGAACCGCGCGUACGAGGCCCUCCGGACCAAGCUGUCCCAUCGGAGAGAACCAGGGAAAAAGUUGUCGAAGAUUCAGUGUCUCAAGUUCGCCAUUGAAUACAUCACGGAUUUAGAGGAAUCCUUGACUAUGUCCUACAACGAGAGAACGGCGACUGCAGACUACGUCUACUGGGCGAAAACUCGGGGAUACAUCUGGGCAAAGGAAAAGGCCGCGCAAAUGCCAAACGACGGGAACCGUCCACCUGUUUCAAGUCUGCCAUUCUCUGGAGUUUCUACCUCAAGACACAGCCAUAUCAACAACAGCAGCAGCAACAUAAACAACAACAACAACAACAACAACGCGCACAUGUGUAGCCCAACGCACCCACCGCCCGUACUCAGUCCUACAAGUCCCACCCAUAACACUACAGUACACGGGUUCGAAUCCCAGUGUUUGCAAGACUACAGUCCAACCAGUCUGUGGACACCAAGCACAGAAAACAGCCAGGAGUACGAUUUGGAGCUGGCGUUGGGUGAAUGGAACACGAAGCAGGGAAAUAGCGACAUGGACGCCUCUACUCGGUACCACCUAGAAAGAUACGACUCAUUUUUCGGCACCAGUACGGUUUGAAAUUCUUCAAUAUGAUGACAUAUUAACAUCGAUAUUAAAAUAGACUUAAGGUUAGGCUAUAUUAGCUACGCGACUGUUUGAUGGAACAUCACAACUAAUGUAUACUAGUGCCUACCAGACUCUGUAGAUAGCUGGAAUAGUAGAAAUAGACUUUUGCUAGAGGUGUUAGCCGGCCAGGGUUUGCUACAAACAUUAAGUUAUUCAACCUAUUUGGAAAAUUUCUACCUUUUCAAGCUAUCCGCGGAGUCUGUCAGAGUCUAGAUGUAUAUACAUGUAGAAUAGGCUUGUUUUGGACUUGAUUAUUUUUCACAUGUUGCAUAGAUAAUAGUUUGCCAUUGACGUUGUCAAAUCAUAAUCAUAUUGUUCUAAAGGGGCAUGAUAGAUUCAAUUUUUGCAUCGGCAGACUCAUAUUUUCUCAUGAAGAGUGUGCAAUCGUUCCGUGCAGUCGACAGCUGACCACUUGAAAACUAUUUAGUGUCUGAAACGACCUGGGACUUACAUGUAAUACAUGAUAAUAAAUGUCCAUGUUCUGUGCUAGAAGGCGACCUUUCUGACUGGCUACACUGUGCAAGAAAGAUCGUCGCGAAUUUCAUUCCCAUCCACCAAAACGGCGAUUGGGUAGAGGGUCAUAUCGUAAUACUAUUCCAAACUAGGUGUUCUACUGGCUUGUGAAAAAUAAUGCGUAAAACAUAGCAAACUGUACACAUGUAUUUGACCUGAUUGAAGUUUUUAUCAUUAUGUAUGGCUUUCCUUAGAAGAGGGUAACUUCUUGUAGCUUUUGACAGGUAGAAUGAAAUGGGAAUAUGAUUAACUUCGUAUUUCUGAAAAGAGGACAUAAUUAAAAGGUUUACCCCUUCUUCGCGAGCCCAGUAAACCUAUUUCUCCCGGACUAAAUAACUCCCUGACAAUGAUACACUUUGUGUGAAUUUCGGCCGGUCGGAGACUGAAUAUUCAAGAUGGCGGCGAACGCCAAAGGGAAGGUGAAAAUCUCUUCGUGCUGAGAUCAGAAACUCGGCGACAAAAACAAGAAAACACAGAAAGCCGGCUCGGGUUUAGACCCCUGCCUCGUCUCACUUUGCAAGAGACCACCAAGUCCGCCGCUCCUGAUAAUAAUCUCACUUGCUAAUUACUGGUAGUACAAGUUGUCGUUCACAGCGGGGAAAGAAUGAUCCCCGAGUGAGCGUCUGUGAGGGAGGGGGGUAUCGUCCAUAGCACUGGCUCUCUGGGCCUUUUAUUUAAUCUUUUUUGGCUCAUAAUACACUUUUGCUGACCGUUUCUUUUUGCACUGGGUCGCUUGUGCUGCCGGUCCGUAGACACGAGCGAACCAGUACAAAUAGAAAGCCACCAAACGUGUGAUUAUGACUCCAAAAGACUGAAAAAUGGCUGAACAACUUUAUCAGAAAUGCACUUUAAUAGCAGAGAGCUGAAUUUCGUACAAAUACGCGAGACUUGUGGAUUUAUAAAACAUAUCUUCAGACAAAUAUAGAGCUCAUGAUGGCAACAAAACAUAGUUUAUGACGUCGUUUGUGUAUAUAUAAUGUCUUUGCGUUGAGAUAAACAAAGAUGAUAAAACUUUGACACGGCCUUAUGUUUUCUGUACAUACUACGGCCAAGUAACGUUAAAUAAAUUAGAUGUAUUAGAGAUAGAUGAUAAAAAAUGUACAAUUUGUUUGCUGUAAAACGCACAUUUGAAGAAAAUGGGUUAUGAAACUUGAUAUGAAUAAAAUUUAAAAUUCUA
Branchiostoma floridae (Florida lancelet) is the source of this 2615-nucleotide messenger RNA. RefSeq lists its product as uncharacterized. The transcript has 3 exons. Gene Ontology annotation, biological process: regulation of transcription by RNA polymerase II; mesoderm formation. The coding region runs from base 92 to 877 and encodes 261 amino acids. Lineage: Eukaryota; Metazoa; Chordata; Leptocardii; Amphioxiformes; Branchiostomatidae. The record is from RefSeq and is a predicted model, not a curated record. Gene Ontology annotation, cellular component: nucleus. Gene Ontology annotation, molecular function: RNA polymerase II cis-regulatory region sequence-specific DNA binding; DNA-binding transcription factor activity, RNA polymerase II-specific; protein dimerization activity.